AUGGAUCAAUAAUUAACAGAAGAUUAAAUUGCCAAUUAUAAGGAAGCGUUCUCUCUCUUUGAUAAAGAUGGUGAUAAUAAAAUAAAAGUAUAUCUAGUUAAUUUAUAUUUUUAAAGGUAGAUGACUUGGGUUUAUUAAUUAGAUCAUUGAAUUAAAACCCAACAGAGACAGAAAUAAGUGAAAUGAAAAACGAUGUAGAUCCUGAUUCUACAGGAAUGGUUGAUUUUCCAGAAUUUCUUAGUUUAAUGGCAAGAAAACAUAGAGAUGUGGAUCCAGAAGAGGAAUUAAUGGAUGCAUUUAGAAUAUUAGAUAAGUCUAAUAAAGGAACAAUAAAUGCUAAUGAAUUAAGACAUAUGGUAAAAUCAAUGGGGGAAAGAUUGACUGAAGAAGAAGCAAAUUAAUUAAUAAAAGAAGCAAAUCCAGAUAAAGACUUGGAAAUCAGAUAUGAAGACUUUGUAAAAUUGAUAACAACAAAAUACAUUUUAUGAAA
Messenger RNA from Paramecium pentaurelia, 490 nucleotides. NCBI's taxonomy places the organism in Eukaryota, Ciliophora, Oligohymenophorea, Peniculida, Parameciidae. The record is from the annotation of a GenBank genome assembly.